Messenger RNA from Salpingoeca rosetta, 1741 nucleotides. Its product is annotated as napor protein short isoform. The coding region runs from base 327 to 1388 and encodes 353 amino acids. Lineage: Eukaryota; Choanoflagellata; Craspedida; Salpingoecidae. Gene Ontology annotation, biological process: regulation of alternative mRNA splicing, via spliceosome; mRNA splice site recognition. Gene Ontology annotation, molecular function: mRNA binding. The record is from RefSeq and is a predicted model, not a curated record. The transcript has 7 exons. Gene Ontology annotation, cellular component: nucleus; cytoplasm; ribonucleoprotein complex.
CAUGGACACGCGACCAAAAGAAGCACAAGCAGCAGGCGCAAAAAGCGCUUCCCGCUUGCUCUGGCUUUUGUGCCUUUUUCCCUCUUGCUGGUCUUCUCUCUCAUCUUCCUCCUUGUCUCGUGUGCUUCGUGUCACCUUGUGGUGUGUGUGCUUCGUUUGUCUUGUCUUGUGUCGUGUGUCGUGUACGUCGUCGUCUUCGGCCUUUCCCCCGCUUUCGUCUCGCUGUUGGUCUCCCGUGAUCUUCGUCGCGUCGGUUCCGUGUACCGUUUCGUACUUCCGUCGUCGUCGUCGUCGUCGUCGCCUUACCUUUGUUCUAACAAACGAACAUGACUGACGCUGCCCCUCCCGUCACAACCCCGGCCACCAUGCCCCCUCCCAAGGACGAGGAUGCCAUCAAGCUCUUUGUUGGCCAGCUCCCCAAGUCCUAUGGCGAGGAGCAGUUGACUGCCCUUCUCCAGCCCUAUGGUGCCAUCCAUGACAUGAUGAUCCUCAAGAACAAGAUGACCGGCGAGUCCCGAGGCUGCGCUUUCGUGACCUUCUGCUCCCGCCAAUCUGCUCUGAGCGCCAUUGCUGAUCUCCACGAGAAGCGUACUCUUCCCACCAUGGCCAACCCCAUGCAAGUCAAGAUUGCGGACAGCGAGCAGCGUGGUGAUGACCGCAAGCUGUUUGUUGGCAUGAUCUCCAAGACAUGCACCGAGGCCGACCUCGAGGCCAUGUUCCGCCCCUUUGGCGAGAUUGAGAGCGUCAACGUCCUCAUUGGCCCCGAGGGCCAGAGCAAGGGCUGCGCAUUUGUCAAGUACACCAACGCUGGCUCCGCUAACCAGGCCAUUGCCAAGCUUCACAACAGCACCACCAUGGAGGGCUGCCGCGCGCCCAUGGUUGUGAAGAUUGCUGACACAGAGAAGCAGAAGCAGCAGCGCCGCAUGCAGCGCCAGAUGCCGCCCAUGGGCAUGUACGGCUUCCCACCCAACGCCAUGUUUGGCGCACAGGACAUGGCCCAGGCAAUGUACGGCGUCCAGCAGUUCAACGUUGAUGCUGAGUGGUAUCCAGGUGCCGGCUUUGGCCAGCAGCCGUACGCGCAGGCCCCAUAUGGCGGCGCCGCCCGCGCCCCGCAGAAGGAGGGCCCGCCCAACUCCAACCUCUUCAUCUACCACCUGCCCCAGGAGCUGAACGACCACUCGCUCGCCGCUACCUUCAUGUCCUUUGGCAACGUCAUCAGCUCCAAGGUCUUUGUUGACAAGUACACGGGCCAGAGCAAGUGCUUCGGCUUUGUGUCGUACGACAACCCCCAGUCUGCCCAGGCUGCCAUCCAGGCCAUGAACGGCUUCCAGAUUGGCGGCAAGCGCCUGAAGGUCCAGCUCAAGCGCCCCAAGAACGCCCCUUACUGAGCGUCAUCGCCACUCCCCCUUCUCAACCUCACCAGCGCGCCUUUCCUCGCUCCCUCCUCAACUUGUCUCUGGUUGACUGACUAACAUGCGGCACUGUGAGCUCCAAGUGCGCGUGGCCCCUUUACCCGCUGUCGUCGCGUGUCUUGUUGUUGUUCCUUGUUCUGUGUUGCUUCGACGACGUGUGUGGGCUGUGUACGGUUGCUGUUGUUCAUGUGUCUGCUUGCUGUGUCGUUGUGGACUGAGGAGUGCUGCGAGGUGGACUGUAUCCGCUCACGGGGGUGACACCAAACACGCACACAUACACGACCCCCAGCUGCCGCGCGAUUGAGAGAUCCAAUACAAAAGCAAAAGCC